UCGAAUAGUUUUUUGUGAAACAUUACCUCUGUAUAUCUAUCUUAGACUAAGUAAGUCUAAUUACAUCCAUUUACUUACCUUACCUGAACUCAAUCCUGAAAUCAAAACAAAAAGAUUGGUUCCUCCAGGCGAGAGAAAAGAGAAAUGGGGAAGAAAGGCCAGAAGGAAAAGCAGCAUGAAGAAUUGCUUAAAACAUUAGGAGAUUUUACCUCCAAAGAGAAUUGGGACAGCUUCUUCACCAUCAGAGGUAGUGAUGAUGCUUUUGAAUGGUACUCGGAGUGGCCACAACUUCAAGAGCAUCUUCUCCCCCAUAUAUCCGGAGAUUCGCUGGUUCUUGUCCCUGGUUGCGGGAAUUCUAAUCUCUCCGAACACCUUUACGAUGCGGGGUGCCGGAAUAUCACCAAUAUUGACUUCUCCAAGGUCGUAAUAUCUGAUAUGUUGAGGAAAAAUGUCCGAUCCCGUCCAGAAAUGAAGUGGCGUGUCAUGGACAUGACUUCUAUGCUGUUUGCGAAUGAGAGCUUUGAUGUUAUUGUGGACAAGGGAGGUUUGGAUGCUUUAAUGGAACCAAAGCUUGGUCCUAAGUUAGGAAAUCAGUAUUUAUCUGAGGUGAAGAGAGUACUAAAAGCUGGAGGAAAGUUUUUUUGUCUCACCUUGGCAGAAGCUCAUGUAUUAGAUGUUCUUUUUCACAAGCUUCGCCAUGGAUGGAAAAUGAGUGUUCAUGCCAUUGCUCAAAAACCAUCUAAAAGGUCUAGCCUGCAGACUUACAUGGUAAUGGCUGAAAAGGACAAUUCUUGCGUGUUGUCACAAAUAUUCUCCCCGAUUGAUCAUUCUUCUGUUUGUUCAUCUUCACCGGGAAAUCAGGCUGAUGGGCUACAUCAGGCACUCAAAACUGAAAACAAAAUCCGCGAGGCAUAUUCCAAUUGCACCGAUAAAAUCUACUCACUUGAAGAGUUGAAGUUAGGAGCUCAAGGGGACAUUACAGAGCUCUGUCCAGGUCGACGACUUCAGCUAACCUUAGGAGAGCCUGGGAUUUCCAGCUUCUCAUAUAAAGCUGCACUUCUUGAUGGCCGUGAAGAGUUGGGUCCAUUCUCAUAUCACUGUGGGGUAUUUCUUGUUCCAAAGGUUCUACUAGAUUGCAGCCAUACUCUUGCCAGUAUGGAUGAUAUCCAGGUCACGUCUCCUUUGACUGGUCCAAUAACCGUAGAUGAUGUUAUAUAUGAACACACUGAGGAAAACAUCAGUAAUCUCUUCUCAUCAGCCAAUAUCAUAUUCCGCCGCCUUACUUUCCAAAGAACUGAGAGUUUGGUGCAAUCUGAGGCUGUGUUAACACGUGAAGCAUCCCCAACAAUUAAACCUGGGAAAGAUCAGAAAAAAAGCCCAAGAUCUAAAUCCAAAAAGAAGGGUCACACAAAUUCUGAGGGAUUGAGAAUUGAGUGGAAGGUUAACCAUCGAUACUUGGCUAGUUCGUAUCACACUGGAAUCAUUUCUGGACUUAUGUUGAUAUCUUCAUAUUUGAAAAGCGUAUCAUCAAAAAAAGACAUGUUUACUGCUAAGUUGUAUCUAUGUUUGUCCUUUUUGGCCAUUCAGCUAUCUCAAAUACUAUUUCAGUUAAUUGCAGAUUUGCAGAUUUGUUUUGAAGGGUGCAAAACUAAUGAUCAAAUGCAGGUUGUGGAGUUAGAACCAGUGGUUCUAGACCUUGCUAGAGACCACUUUGAUUUUAUAGAAGAUGGAAAUUUAAAGGUACAUAUUACCGAUGGGUUAAAGUUUGUUAAAGAGGCAGCUAGUUCAGUCACUAGUAGUAGUAGGGAAGAUCAUCUGCCCAAGUCAGCAGUCCCUUUGUCAAAUGGAAAUUCAUUGUCCCAUGCAGAAUCCAUUAACACUUCUCCCAUUGACAUUCUCAUUGUCGAUGUGGAUUCUUCAGAUUCGAGUUCUGGUUUGAGCUGCCCUGCUGCAGAUUUUGUGGAAGAAUCAUUUCUUGCAUCCGUAAAAGAAUCUCUCUCUGAGCAAGGCCUUGUCAUAGUCAACUUGGUCUCUAGGUCUCCCGCCAUUAAACAAAUGGUCUUUUCAAGGAUGAAAUCGAUAUUUAAGGCGAUCUUCCACCUUGAGCUCGAGGAAGAUGUGAACGAAGUUGUCUUUGCUCUCAAGACCGAAAGCAGUAUUUCGGAGGAAGGCUUUCCCGGAGCUUGUGAUCAACUUUUGAAGUUGAUGGGGAUGGAAGAAUCAGAGUUUGGGAGACCCAUAAUUGAUGCUUCCAAGAAGAUAAAGAGGAUACAAUGAAUUGCCUAGUAUUUCUAUUAUUACUAAAACAAGAUGCAAAUAUCACACUUCCCUUUCUCAGGUAUAUGCAUGGACUUGUCAUACCAAUUACCAAGUGCAAGUUUUCUUUUCUACAUCAACAAAUUAAUUAAAAGCAAAUUAAACAUUUUUUUACAUAUUUAUCGUUUAUACUCUCUCCAUUUCAAAAUAUUCAUAUUUAAUUUAUCAUAUUCUUCAGUGUAUUAUUUUGAUCAUUAAUAUUUGGAUUUAUAUAUAAAUGGAUUUUUUUUAUGAACAAUGAUAUUUCAAAAACUGUGUUUUACAAGUUACAACAAAUAUAGUGAUAUUCAGAUUACAUUAAAAUUGUAUGUUCUCGUUUUCAUAAUCAAUAUUUACAACAUUU
Molecule: messenger RNA, 2659 nt
Organism: Cuscuta campestris
Lineage: Eukaryota; Viridiplantae; Streptophyta; Magnoliopsida; Solanales; Convolvulaceae
Source: the annotation of a GenBank genome assembly